UGUCUGUUUCCGCGCAGCUCGAAAUGAACGAGCAGAACAGGAAAUAUGAAAUAUGAAGACUGGCUAAUGACAGUUUAAAAUGUUUCCUCGUGUUAUAACCAGCUGCUUUUUAAUCACCACCAUCCUUCAAACCGGUCAGUUUGCUCUAAUAGAAACAAAGGAGACUGUUUGGGCAGCAGUGGGAGACCAGGCCUCUCUGAGCUGUCGGCUCACUGAGGAUAAAGAUGUCCUCCAGAUCACCUGGCAGAAAGUUCAUCCUGUUGGAGAGAAGAACCUCGCCACUUACACCAAGAAGUUUGGUUCUAGAGUGAGUUCUGGUCUGGAGGAGAAGAUGGAUUUUCAGUAUGAAUCUCUGCAGAGCUGCUCCAUGGUGAUCAGGAAGGUGACGGAGCAGGAUGAAGGCUGCUACCGAUGUUUGUUUAACACCUAUCCUAAAGGAGCGUUGAUAGGCUGGACCUGCUUAAAACUCUGUGAGCUGCAUGGACCCUUCAUUGAUGUCAGCAGGUCAAACUCUCCUCCAGGGUCGGUUGUGACCUGUUCAGCCACAGGUCGACCUGUUCCCAUGGUAACACUGACUGUUCUCCAUCAGAACCUCAGCUUCUCCCACUACAACACCAGCAGAGUGAGCAACACCAACGGUACCAUCACCUUCACCACUACAGCUCUGCUCUCAGCUCUCAAUACCACACAGGUUGGAUGUUCAGUAUCAGUGCAAACUGCUGCUCUCAGAGAGCUGCUGGUCAUCGUUCCUGGACUCACAGAGACGUCUGGAGAUGCAGGUUUGGAUGUAGAACCUGGUUCAAGUUCCAUUAUUGUUGGAUUGUCUGUGGUGGCUACGUUGUUGUUUGUGGUCUGUGUUUCUGCUCUCAUCUCUCUGCUGCUCAGAAAAUGGGCAGAGAAAAGGGAGAAAGAAAAUGCAUUGGAUUAUUUGGCAAAAGACUUUAGCAGCUGCAAGGAUACAGAAGAGAUGAAUGAUGCUACAGGACAGACAAGGACCAACAUCAGGGAAAGUGAAGAUGCAUCAGAUAUGGACUCUCUUGUUGUGGAAUCUUUUGUGAUUCCCAUGAAAGUGACACAGAACGCACGUCCUUCAUCAUGCCUAACACAUCGCUGCAACAAAGACCAGCCGUCAUCAGAAGAACCAAGAGAAAAAUCUGACUUUGAAAAUGUUAACCAUGAAAAAACUAACUGAGCCACUAGUUAGUGGUGGAAGAGAUGAAACAGCCACACCUGAGGUCAAAGGCUGUGGGAAAAGAACUUAUUGUGAAGUUUGGCUCCUUGUUAAGAUGUUUCCAGGACGUCCUGGAGGGACGACGUUUCUCUGACGGUCUGAGAAUUUGGGAUUCCUCCAAAGGAGCGAUGCCUCCAUGACACGACCCUGGACUAAUAGGAAGAUGAUGGAUGAUUUAAAAGACAUUAAUAAUUUCAACACAAGGUAGAUUUUUUUUAUUAGUUAAAUCACAUAUUUCAAUAUUUCAUUUAAAAUAAAAACAAAUUCCUUUAUGGAGAAUUUUCUUUGCUUUAAUUUCCCCUUUGUAUUCUCAAACAAUUUUCAUUUAUAGUUGUAUUGUUUCAUAGCCAUAAAUAAAGUGUUUCAUAUCAAUAUAUCAUAGAAUUGCAUUUCAGUUUCUUUUCAUUAGUAAGUAGUUAUUCUGCUGAAUUAUGGUAAUAAAAAAAUGUGGGUGAGGCCUUGAAGAAGUGAUUUAUUAAUGUCAGCAAACAUUUUCUGAUUGCAGGUUAUGAAUAAAUGCUCAGUAGAUGCUCAGCUGUUUUGAAACAUUUGCUUUAAAAUCUGAAAAAUGUGGAUAUGAAACAAACAUGUUAACGUACAAAAUAGUGCAAGGCAGAAAUCAACACCUGGGACAAAAACACAUUAACCUGGUCACCAUAUUACAAUAUAACAUCUUAUGUAUGUCAUGAUGUUCUCUUUAAAAUUUCAUAAUGUACUCAAUUUUUCUACUUUCUAAUAUUUUUAGAACUUCAGGGUUUGCUGUCAUUGUUUUCUACCAAACUGAAAAUGAUUGAAAGAUCAGCCAAAGUAAAAAAAAAAAACCCU
Messenger RNA from Xiphophorus maculatus (southern platyfish), 2056 nucleotides. Its product is annotated as OX-2 membrane glycoprotein-like. The transcript has 9 exons. The record is from RefSeq and is a predicted model, not a curated record. Gene Ontology annotation, molecular function: cell-cell adhesion mediator activity. Lineage: Eukaryota; Metazoa; Chordata; Actinopteri; Cyprinodontiformes; Poeciliidae. Bases 80 to 1192 code for a protein of 370 amino acids.